Messenger RNA from Dama dama (fallow deer), 7840 nucleotides. It is a transcript of the gene CLIP4, whose product is annotated as CAP-Gly domain containing linker protein family member 4. The transcript has 16 exons. Gene Ontology annotation, molecular function: microtubule plus-end binding. The record is from RefSeq and is a predicted model, not a curated record. Gene Ontology annotation, cellular component: microtubule plus-end; cytoplasm; nucleus. Gene Ontology annotation, biological process: cytoplasmic microtubule organization. Bases 264 to 2378 code for a protein of 704 amino acids. Lineage: Eukaryota; Metazoa; Chordata; Mammalia; Artiodactyla; Cervidae.
UCACACAUUGCAUAAGCACUGGGAAUUUUAGUUGACAGCAUGCUCAACCUGAUUCGACAAUGUGAUGUGACUGUGGCAAACAAGUACUUUCAUAUUUUGAGCUAUGCUAAUAGAAGCACAAGACCAAGAAAGAAGUGGCAGUCUCUCCUCUCUGCACUCAACAGGACAUCCCAUUCAUUCCUGGGCAUCACAAUUAAGAGAGCUCUAGACAAGCUGGGGUGCACCAUAAAGAGGCCCUUAAAAUGCUGGUGGCUUUCUAGAAGAUGACCAUAGAGGACCUUCCAGAUUUUCCAUUAGAAGGAAGUUCUUUGAUUGGAAAAUACCCAUUUUUAUUUCAAGGUUCUGAUACACCAGUUAUCUUUUCCAUUUCUGCAGCACCAAUGCCUUCAGACUGUGAGUUUUCUUUCUUUGAUCCUAAUGAUACAUCAUGCCAGGAAAUUCUCUUUGAUCCCAAAACUUCUGUAUCAGAAUUAUUUGCCAUUUUAAGACAGUGGGUUCCUCAGGUCCAGCAAAACAUUGAUGUUAUUGGAAAUGAGAUUCUUAAGAGAGGUUGCAAUGUGAAUGACAGAGAUGGAUUGACAGAUAUGACUCUUUUGCAUUAUACAUGCAAAUCUGGAGCUCACGGUAUUGGUGAUGUUGAUACAGCGGUAAAAUUUGCAACGCAGCUUAUUGAUCUGGGAGCAGAUGUUAGUUUGCGGAGUCGAUGGACAAACAUGAAUGCCUUGCAUUAUGCUGCUUAUUUUGAUGUUCCUGAGCUUAUAAGAGUGAUUUUGAAGACAUCUAAACCAAAAGAUGUGGAUGCCACUUGCAGUGACUUUAAUUUUGGAACAGCUCUGCAUAUUGCUGCAUAUAACUUGUGUGCAGGUACCGUGAAAUGCUUAUUGGAGCAUGGAGCAAAUCCUGCAUUUAGGAAUGACAAAGGGCAGAUCCCCGCUGACGUUGUCCCAGACCCAGUCGAGAUGCCCUUGGAAAUGGCCGAUGCCGCGGCCACUGCUAAGGAAAUCAAGCAGAUGCUGCUGGACGCGGCGCCUCUGUCAUGUGAUCUCUCAAAGCCCUUGCUUCCAAAUUACGAUCGUGUUACUAGCAAGGCGAUGCUGACGUCACUUGGCCUGAAGCUGGGGGAUCGUGUUGUUAUUGCAGGACAGAAGGUUGGAACAUUGAGAUUUUGUGGAACAACUGAAUUUGCAAGUGGACAGUGGGCUGGCAUUGAGUUGGAUGAACCAGAAGGAAAAAACAAUGGAAGUGUUGGGAAAGUCCAGUACUUUAAGUGUGCCCCCAGAUAUGGCAUUUUUGCACCUCUUUCAAAGAUAAGUAAAGCAAAAGAUCGAAGGAAGAAUAUAGCACACACUCCUUCUACAAAAGCUGGACCUCUCAUCAGGUCCCAGAAAAUUGAUGUAGCUCAUGUAACAUCAAAAGUAAAUACUGGGUUAAUGACAUCAAAAAAAGACAGUGCUUCAGAAUCAACACUCUCAUUGCCUCCUGGUGAAGAGUUGAAAACUGGAGCAGAGAAAGAUGUUCCCCUGAUUGGAUCCAUCAGCAGCUCCUCCUCUAUAUCUUCUUUGGAGCACAAACAGAGCCUCUCCAAGAACCUGAAUGCACGUGGCAAUAACAAGAAGACAAUGAACAAAAGCCCUUCUCUCUCAUCUAGAGCCAGUGCUGGUUUGAAUUCCUCAGCAGCAUCUGUAGCAAAUAGCGGGCGCUGCGAAGGAGACCUCCGAAUUGGAGACAGGGUGUUGGUGGCAGGCCAGAGAAUUGGUACCAUUAAGUUCUUUGGGACAACAAACUUUGCUCCAGGAUAUUGGUACGGGAUAGAGCUUGAGAAACCCCAUGGCAAGAAUGAUGGUUCAGUUGGAGGUGUGCAGUAUUUCAGUUGUUCCCCAAGAUAUGGAAUAUUUGCUCCCCCAUCCAGGGUUCAAAGAGUAACAGAUUCCCUGGAUACUCUUUCAGAAAUUUCUUCAAAUAAACAGAAUCAUUCUUAUCCUGGUUUUAGGAGAAGUUUCAGUACAACUUCUGCUUCUUCCCAAAAAGAGAUUAACAGAAGAAAUGCUUUUGCCAAGUCGAAGCCCACCCUGCACCGCAGCUGGAGCAGCAGCAUGACGGCCGGCGGCCUGGAGGGUAGCGUGAAGCUGCACGAGGGCUCCCAGGUCCUCCUCACCAGCUCCAAUGAGAUGGCCACCGUGAGGUACGUGGGCCCCACUGACUUCGCCUCAGGGAUCUGGCUGGGCCUGGAGCUUCGAAGCCCCAAAGGAAAGAAUGACGGGGCAGUGGGAGACAAACGCUACUUCACCUGCAAGCCCAACCACGGGGUCCUUGUGAGGCCCAGCAGAGUGACCUACCGGGGAAUAAACGGGUCCAAGCUGGUGGAUGAGAAUUGUUGAGUUAGGCUUCUACAGUAUUAUAAUAAAUGAGCUUAUACACACACACGCACAAUAUAAAAAGUCCAUGAUGAAUGGUUUACUUCACUUAGCCAUUAUUUAAAAUUUGAAAAUACAACUAUCUUCAUAUAGACCAUUAUAACAAUUCAGAGACCCCUUUAAAAAGCUCGAAAUAUGAACUGUAGGAAUAUGAACUGUAGGUCUCUUAAAACAAUGUAAAAAUAAGACUUUUUUUUUUUAAAGCUUUUAAAGCUUUAGACCCAAGAAAAUUCUUAAACUUGGGAAAAAUGUGCCAUGAGGUGACUUACUGAUGUUGCUUACUGUGUCUCAUUUUUGCACAGAAUAGUGGAUUUUCCAUAUACCAUCAUUGUGAAGGUUUUCACUAGCUUUGGUUAAUGUUAAGACGUUCACAUGACCUUGUCUGGAGUUUUUCUUUCUUUCUAUACCACUGAGGACAAGGCGAGAAUAGUAGCUGGAUAAUAUGCUUUUUUAUUGUCUUUGGGUUUAGUUAUUUGCCCUCCUGGGAAUGUCCCACCUACAGAUACUUUAGAGCUGUGGGGGUGGAUGGGCCCCGGGGGCUCUGGAGCUUAACCUCUCCUGCUGCGGGGUUCUGAAGCUGCUCUUCCUCACCUGGGUCAUGAGCUAGCUGGUUACCAGACCCUCCAGCUAGGAUGUAGGUCUCCUUAUCUGUGGCCUGGGCUCUUUCUGCUGCCCAGCGCGUCAUCUCAGAUCUUUCUUUUGUGUUGGUGACUGCCUCAUCUGGAGGAGCUUAAAAAUCCCAUAAUGAGGUUCAUGAAUUCAAGUCACAAUUGGAACUAUUUGCACAUAUUUAACUUCCUUAUUAGACAUAUCUAUAAAACACACACAUGCGAAGCACUUUGAAAAUAAAACAUGAUGCACUUUCCUCUUUGUGGAGAAUUUGCCAUCAUUUCCUCUGGGGAUGAAAAAUAUUAAAAAAAAAGUAUAUUUAAGACAAGAGAGCAAAUUAAGAUAUGUUAAGAAGAAUGUAGUAGCUAUUCAUUUAAAUGGUUAUGGUUUUUGGUGUUUUGUUUUGUUAUUCAUAAGAUUGGUGUUGCCUUUGCUGUUGCUGCUGGUUUCAUGUUUUCGAUUGUUGCAGAAUUCAGCCUGUUAUAAAGCUGCAGAACUAUAUCAUGUUUUUAUUUUUCUUUUGAGUACAUGUUAACAAAGCUUCAUAAUAGAGUGAUGUAAUAAUGCAAAACAUUUGUGUUGUGGAUAUGUAUUGAAGUUUGUCCUAUAUGUACAAAGAUUUAUCUUUUAUCAUAGAUAUUCAGACUCUAAACUACCACAGAAAUAUCAGAACAGUUUGCUUUAUAAGAUAAAAAGCAUCCUUCAAAAUGGAGCUUGCUUUGUGCUUUAGAAAGAAUACGUUGAACUAUUUUGCAAUAUACUGUUUAAAAUCUAAAGUCUGUUGCUUUGCUGCCUUUUUAAAAAAAGUAUGAAAUUUCAAAUAUUGCUAGAGCUAUUUUCCUGAAAUACAUUUGCAAAGUAGGGCUGCUUUAUAAUCAAGGAAUAUUUUUGAUUGAAGAAAGUGACUGUACUAUGAUUCAAAAGUAAACUUAUUUUAUUAUAUAGUUUAUUUCUUAAAAACUCUAUUUGUAUCUUACCAUGAAAUCCAUGACUACACUGAACUUGGGUGUCCAUAAUUCUUCCUGUUAAAUGCAAAACCCUGUAAGUUAGUAACAGUAAUGUCAACACUGAAUUUAUUUUGAGGUUAGAGAACCAAUUGUUCUCAUAUUUAGAUUAGGAUUAUUAAAUCCAUGUUAUGUGUGUGUUUACAUAUACUAUACAUAAAAAUUAGGUGUUUUCAUUUGUGUUUUGCUUCUGUCAGUCAAAGUCCACAUCUUGCGCGUUAAUAAAAAGGGACGCUGUUUGGUUUGGAGUGGCAUGUUGUCACUGACCCUGCCUGCACCUCUCCUUUUCUUGGUACUCACAGUGCAUAUGCUUUGUGUCUAACCUUUUUCCUCUUACAGUAAUGACUUGAAUUUGUCCUAUACCUAUUGAGAGUUUUAAAAAGUGCCAUGCUUCUACUCAGCAAAUAAAGUUAUGUUUUUAGCUACUUUCUUAUUACUUUGUUUUGAUGGACAGAGAGUCAUUUAAGAAAAUAAUAUAUUUCUGUGGUUUUCUAAAAUAGCUUAAUUACCUUUUAUACCAGUGGGAUUUCAUUUAUUUAGAGUAGGAUAGAAAACUCUGAGUUUAUAGAUUUAAAAUUAUAUGUUAAUAAGUGUCUACCUCCUACUGAAAGGCUUUUGUUUCUAUAUUUUAAGGUAAUUUGGUGGUAGUAUGUUUAAGUGCUUUAAACGUGUUCAGAUACAGACAUUUGCAGAGUCUGAGCUGAGACACUAACCAUGGUGAAUCCCUCGCACCGUCCUCUCCUGAGCUUCUUAGCCCUCUCAUGUGUUAUUAUUCUCCUUGGCAUUUACCACCCUUGGUUAUACUCAACUUUGUGCUCAUUGAGGGGUGGGUUCUAACUAUUUUGUUCAUCGCUUCAUCCCUAGCACUUGGAAUAAUACCUGGUACCUAGUACAUGCUCAGGAAAGGCUGUUGACUGAACAGAGGCGGUGGAGACCAUCGCUGGUUUACAGUAGAGGUGCUGUCUUGCCAGCUUCAGCCAGGUGGGCUGGAGAAGCCAGGCCACGGACAGGUACAUUUUGCUGGGUACGGGAGGGCAAGGGACAAGAAAGGUUUGAAUCAUGGUAGUCCAUGAUGACCCCAAAUAGUGACAUGCUGGGUGUCAAGGGUAGAAAAGGGAACAGGAAGGACAGUGUGAUCGCCGAUUGCCUAUCUGUUUUCCCUGGGACCGGCUUUGAGUUUCCGCUGUGCUAUGGCGCUCAUUCAGAGGAUGCAGUAACAUGUGUGCUCUAACACAGGGUGGACGGGAUCUCAGCCACGUGUGUCCAGCAUUUUCAUUUCAGAGUUGUAUUUUGGACCUACCUAUUUAGACUAUGUGAUGUUAUUUAAACCACAUUGACCAAUGGCUGGAGACCUAAUGUGUUAAGAAUCAUCUUAAUUAGGAUAUAGAUCUAGUAAUUAACUGUUCACUGGAUAUUUGUUAUCUAAAUGAUUGACUCAGAGACAUAUAAUAUGUUUCAUUGCAUGACAAGCAAGUAGGAGAAUUUAUUUUUUAUUUAUCUUCAUGCCCUUUGCUUUACUACACUUAUUUAUUAUACAAACACAGUAGUUAAUACAAAACUCACAUUAUCACAUAUGAUUUUAGUAACUGUUUAGUAAUAUCCCUUGGUACAUAGGCCCUUAUUUACAAACAAUGUCACAUAAGCUGCUUGAAUACACAACAGACAUUCUUAAUGGAGAUUGUGUGGGGGCUGAAUAAGUUACGUAAGUCGUGUUAAGAUUUUAUUACAAGCAGAAUAUGAUGCCUUUGCAUAGGCAAAAAUAAUUUUUUUCUAGCAAAAUGUUUGCCAGUGCUCCUUUUCACAGGAGGGAGAAAGAAAUUUAUGUGGAGGAGUUAGAGUGGAUGGGCACAUUACUGACAGUAAUAUAUUUUCAUUAUGUGUGGUAGAAAUGAAACUCUUUUCUGCUCAUAGCCUUUUCCCUUGAGGAGAAAGGCCCGGAUUGGGGGUGGGGUGGGGUAGGAUCCUUUUUUCUUCUCAUUCUUUAAAAUAUAACAGAAUUUUCAUGAUAAAGCAGCAAUAGGUCUGUCAUUUUUUAGUUCAAAUUGGAAAGUGUGGUCUUGGUGCUGAGGAGGGGCUGGCUAUAAGUUCUGAGCUGUGUUAGUGAAGACACUCUAGGUAUUUAAAUUGAGGCUGUUUAGCUAAAACAUAACCUGUCUCCAGUGAUCACUGCCAUCAUUUGACCAGCGAUCAUGAAUAUGAUUUAAUUUCAGCUCUAAAACCCUUCAUGAACCUCCAGGUGUCAAGCUCAUUGCUCCUGUAGAUAUUCAGGUCUUCACAUGUACACCUUGUAUGCCUCUGUUCUCAGAGAAACCAGUCUCAGGACUGGAUAUUUUGUCAGAGUUGUUUGAAUUGGAUAAAUUAAAUUAAAUUAAAUAGGGAGUCUCAGGAAACUACUUGUGCUGAACUGAAUUUGAAGCAUUCCUAAAGUUUAGGAAGUUUCAAUAUCUACAUGCUGUGUUCUCUUUGACCUGUGUUGAUCUCAUAGAAGUUAAGUUCUUUCAGCUCCAGCCUGAGAGAGGCAUUACUUGAAGAACGCUUACCUUCAUGAAGACCAAAUCAAUGAUUUUUCAUGUAACAAAUCAAAUAAGACUGACAUGGAAAUGAAUCAUGUUAAAAUUAUGUGCACAGGUUCAAGUCAUCCUUUUUAUUCUUUGUCUAACAUGACUUCUGAGAUUCAGCUUAAGCCUCAGUCAACAGUGUUGAUGAUAUUGGCUGUUCCUGACAGUUCUCGUUAUGAAGGAUUGGUGUUGCUAUGCAGUAUCUUUGGGAGAAUAUCCUAACGUGGAUUUUUUAAUGAAUUUUAAUAGAUUACAUGUACCUGUUAAAAAUGUGAUUUUCUCAAGUGAUCUUUUCUCUUUCUUGAAGGGACUUGAGCUUAGGGAAUUAAGAAAUAGCAUGAGGUUUCUUGAGGUCUCACUUCACACUCCCUGGUGUGAGACAGAGGGAAAUCCAGUCCAUGUCCUGCUUUAGUUUGUUUUCUUUUAUAAAAUGUCACCUGCUGCUUACUGGUUACAUUCAUGGAGAAAAAUAAUUUGUCUUUAAUCUUACUUCUCUGAGAACUGUGAAAUACCACAUAAAUAUUAUUGGGGAAUAAAGAAAAAUAUUUAAAAAUCUUUUUCUCAACUGUUAGAGACACUAAAAUGUAGAAAAUUGCCUGCAGUCGUCACAGUCUUCUCUUUUGGUGGGACACUUGAAUUGGCUAUCUUUUGGGGAUUCCCUAUUUCUAGAUCCACUAUAAAGCUAUAUAAUCCAGCACAGGUUUCUAAAAAUUGCCCUUCAGUGGCAGUGGGUGUCUCCACAAAGCUGAGAAGAGGGAUUCUAACCAGUCCGAUGGUGGUUGGGAGAGAGGACUCCAGUUACUAUGAAUUCCUCAUCAUAAAUGGUUCCACGAUGUUUGUUGAGGGAGGCCUGACUCCAUGGACACGCCUGGUCUCCAACAUGCGGCUCAUCUUGGGCUUUGUUACUCUGGGAAUGGUCACGGGCAGAAAGUACAUGAGAUCUGUCAUUAAAUACUAAGCAUGGUGAAAGAGAACCUUCGGGUGAUAAGUCACAUGAUUUUACUUUGCUAAUAAGGCUGCCACUGUAGCAAACGUAACAAAAGAGAAAUAAGUGGUGUCAUGGUGAGUGUGAAGGUCAUUAAAUAGUCAUUUUCAUAGUCCUUUGUCAGCUUUGCUUCUUUCAGGAAACCAUCCCAGAUUAACCUCAUUUUGCUAUGUUAAUGAUUUUAUGAUUUGUUAAAGAGAUCUUUGAAUAGAACAAUAAACAGAGAACUGAUGCUAAACUUCUUUCUGGUCUCCUUUUGAAUGAAGAUUA